Messenger RNA from Microthlaspi erraticum, 384 nucleotides. The record is from the annotation of a GenBank genome assembly. NCBI's taxonomy places the organism in Eukaryota, Viridiplantae, Streptophyta, Magnoliopsida, Brassicales, Brassicaceae.
AUGGCUGAAGAGAUUAUGGCUACUAAGGAAGCUGUCAAGGCUAAGUUAGAGGCUACCGGACAAAAGAACAAAGUUGCUGCAGAUAAACGGAGGAGAGUCAAAGUCUUCAAAGAAGGUGAUGAGGUUAUGGUGUUUCUUCGUAAGGAAAGGUUCCCAGUUGGCACAUAUCGCAAGCUGCAACCUCACAAAUAUGGUCCAUUCAAGGUGUUGCGCAAGAUCAAUGAUAACGCUUAUGUUGUGGAUCUUCCAGAGAAUAUGAACAUUUCUAAUACCUUCAAUGUGGCUGACAUUCAUGAGUACCAUGCAGAUGGAGUUCUUUAUCCAGAAGAAAACUCGAGGUCGAGUUCUUCAGAGGUGGAGGAGACUGAUGUAGGAGAAGUUUAA